Messenger RNA from Morchella sextelata, 1491 nucleotides. RefSeq lists its product as uncharacterized. The coding region runs from base 1 to 1491 and encodes 496 amino acids. The record is from RefSeq and is a predicted model, not a curated record. Gene Ontology annotation, biological process: reciprocal meiotic recombination. The transcript is spliced from 4 exons. NCBI's taxonomy places the organism in Eukaryota, Fungi, Ascomycota, Pezizomycetes, Pezizales, Morchellaceae.
AUGGAUUCUCGGAAGCUCCCUCUGUCGGCAGUCAAUUCCCCUCUUUCAUUGUCUAGUUGGCCGCUCCUAAAGUAUUCCUCUUCUGCUUCCUCAGUAUCAGACUCGGCCCACCCUCCAUGGUCACACUUCCCACACAGGGACAAUGUAUUUCUGGUGAUCGAUACUCAUCGUGUUCCCGGAUACAUUCAGAACGAUGGAAAAUUUGUUGACAAGCAUACAAGGCUGAAAGUCGUAUGGGGUCUCGAGACAAUGGAGAGUUUAGACUUGACAAGCCUAGCUAAACAGACUAUCCCGUCUCAUGAUUCAUCACAGUUCCAUAAGCCGGCUUUCAUGGCACUUGGGCGCUCGCCAUCUCUAGCCAUUAAAUAUUAUAAAGCAGAAGACCAAACCAUUCGCCGAUUUCAAAUCAAAUUUCAGUCGGAUACCGCCUACCAAUCGGCCACAGCACUUCUCGAGCAAGCAAACUGCCCAAUUGGCACACCUCCAGCAGAUAAACACGAGCCAUCUUCUCAGUUUCAGUUUGCACAGGCAGGCCCACCAGUCCCUCUCCGUAAUAAUACUAUCCAAGUGUUACGUACUCCACCUGGAUCUUCUUCGGGCUACACACUGAGUGUAAUUACAACCAACAGUACGCCCAGUAACUUUCAACAAACAAACGAUCCUCACUCAGCACCUUCAUAUUUUGCUCCACAGAAUCUGCAUCCUAGCACAGUAAAGCCUUCUGAUAUGUUUCUGGAAGAUGAUAUUCCACCACCACGCCCGCCAUCCAGCUUUCUAUCUAGAAAACCCACCGUGCAGAAUCCGACAAAUCCCAUCAACAAUGGAGCUCUGGUGGAUGCGAUUGGCAGUCUCCCGCCACUCCCGAAACCAACGCCAGUGAAAAAAGCGCCCUCAUUAGUCUUUACUAGUGAUAAUAUACCUGCAUAUCAUGGAUCUGACUUCAAACAUUCCUCUAGACCUAGGCCUGGGGUUAGCGCCUUCCAACAGCAGAGUGACAAUCAAGGAUUAGCCACGAAAACUAGAGUGGGAGGUUAUAGGUCCGGGUUGCCCGAGAUUGUUGAAGAACAUGCUAGGGCGAACGACACAAAAGAUCGCGGAGGAUUUCCAGUGUUCCCACGUGGCUAUAAAAAGCCGGAACUUAGGUCCGAGACCUUUUUGCCGGCCGUCCCACAGGAAAGGCAGAAAGCUGCCGGUGAUAUUACAGUUACACCUACUGCAGGCGCUCGAAAUCCCAACAUAGGAGGAGGAGGAGGAGGAGGAGGGAAGCGGAAACAAGACGAUGACGACGAUAAAGACGAGCAAGAACCGAAAAAACAAAGGGGCGAUCAUCUCCGUACACAUGAAGAAGAAGAAUUCAGGCAAGUUGAAGAUUUUAUCAUAAACGCCAUCCACGAUGACGAGUUUUUGAGGCUUCUUGAGAUGAUCGGUGGUGUUUGGCAGCGAAUGGGUUUCGAUGAAGUUAGGCAUAAUUUAUCCGGCGCUGGCACGUAG